AGCGAUGGCGGUCUCGUCCAGAGCAUCAUAGAGUUUUCUUCUGUCUAUUUGGACGUUUUUACAAUGAAUAUCUUCACUCUUUAAGCGCCAUAUUCCCCGUAUAGAUGCUCCUCGCUGUGCUGUCUCCGGUGUGAGGAGAAGAUGAGCGGCUGGGCCGGGUUCUCUGAUGACGAGCUGCGGAAGAUGCAGCAGAAAGAGGGGUCUGGCCGUGGCAGGAAGCCUCCUGCAGUGACUCGUAGCCGUCAGCAGCUCCAGAGGGAGAGAGCUCUGCAGCUGACCGCUCAGAAACACUCAGAGACGGCUUCUCCUGCUCUCUGCCUCCCGCCGGAGCAGAAACUCAACAAACCUCCGCCGGAGGAACAACCAGAGACCCGGGUUGAGCCCCGGGGGGCCACAGCUCCAGCCAGGGCCCCUGCUGUCGGGCUGGAGGGCCCUCAGAGACCCAGAGACAUGAAGCCGGCUCCGGAGCAGGAGAGCCCUGCAGUCAAAGAGCUGGAGAAACAAGAGGUGGAACUGAGGGAGAAGACGCGUCUGGAGCUGCUGCAGCAGGAGCAGAAAGUCAUCGAGGAGAGGAACAAACGCAAGAAAGCUCUGCUCACCAAAACCAUCGCUGAGAAGUCCAAGCAGACCCAGGCCGAGGCGGUGAAGCUGAAGAGGAUCCAGAAGGAGCUGCAGGCUUUGGACGACAUGGUGUCCAACGAUAUCGGCAUCCUGAGGAGCAGGAUCGAACAGGCCAGCUGGGACUACUCCACCGCCAGGAAACGCUACGAGAAGGCGGAGACGGAGUACGUGACGGCCAAACUGGACCUGCACAAGAAGACGGAGGUGAAGGAGCAGCUGACGGAGCACCUCUGUGCCAUCAUCCAGCAGAACGAGCUGCGCAAAGCCCACAAGCUGGAGGAGCUGAUGCAGCAGCUGCAGCUGCAGGCCACCGAGGAGGAGCUGGAGAAACAGAGGGAGCAGGAGGAGAAAGAGAAAGAGGAGGAGAAGAGGAAGAAAGGGAGCUGUGUGGAGGAGCAGAGAGAUGGCAAACAGGAGAACGGUUCAGUGGAGAAUCAGGAGGAAACGCUGCCGGCAACCAAAGAGAGCAGAGCCUCAGAGGAGGAGCAGCAGGAGGAGCAGCAGGAGGAGCAGCAGGAGCAGGAACCAGCCUGUAAAACACUACAAAACUGUGUCCAGAGUGAAAUCGUGGCGUCCUGAUGCUCCGACAGGAGAAACACUCGUCAUAUCUAUACAGGUACGUCUCAAAAAAUUAGAAUAUCGUGAAAAUAUUUUUUGUCAAUUAUUUCAGAAAGUGAAACUCAGACAUUAUAUAGAUUCAUUACACACAGAGUGAAAUAUUUCAAGCCUGUUUUUCUUGUAAUUUUGAUGAUUCUGGCUCAGAGAGAAUGAAAACACUAAACUCAGUGUUUUAAACUCAAAUGUCAUGCUUCUGAAAAGUCUGUUCAUUUCUAUACAUCAAUACUUGGUUGGGCUCCUUUUGCAUGAGUUAGUGCAUUUAUA
Messenger RNA from Centropristis striata (black sea bass), 1503 nucleotides. It is a transcript of the gene gorab, whose product is annotated as golgin, rab6-interacting. Lineage: Eukaryota; Metazoa; Chordata; Actinopteri; Perciformes; Serranidae. Gene Ontology annotation, biological process: non-motile cilium assembly. The transcript is spliced from 5 exons. The record is from RefSeq and is a predicted model, not a curated record. The coding region runs from base 142 to 1200 and encodes 352 amino acids.